AUGUUAGCAUCCGAAUUGCCAUUCGAAAUCCUUAGCCACAUUGCAAGCUUCAUCGCACCAGACAAGAAUUUUGACUACACUGUGGUCUGUAGAGCCUGGAAAAUACCGUUCCAGGAGUCUAUGUGGAGUAGAAUGAAUAUAUAUACCAGAAAGAAACUAGAAGACGCUUGUAAUACACCCGCAUCAAAUCAAUCAUACUACAAAAUACACGGUCACCUAGUACGUGAGUUAACCUUGUCAAAACGACUCCAGACCAGUGAUAGACAGCUUCGUAUCCUCCAGGACCUUUUUCCAAGUCUGAGAAGUCUGUACAUAUACGAGGAAAGUGUGGACAAUAUUGAAUUCGGAGUGAUGGCCGACUGGAGCAUAUGGCGAUCCUUGACACACCUCAAGAUAUGUGUAGAAGGGUUCGAGAUUGAGGUCAAUGUGAAAAAAUUCCUUGAGCUCCUGUCAUUCUUACCUUGCCUUAAACGACUGGAAUAUGUCAAAGCACUUUGUGGCCUGUCGUCGCUCUUCAAAAUUGACGAUUUCGAGACACUACACAGACACUUGCCACAACUAACAUAUCUAUCGACUGCCAUGGAUCUUGACAACAUAUCGCCAAACGACAUUCAGACAAUCACAAAUUCUAAUCCUGCAAGUCCCUUGACAACAGCCGAAAUCAGAGUUGAUCAUAUGGAUAUCCGGUGGCUUUGGUAUUUUGCCCAAAAGUACCCAAACAUACGCACCCUGGAAUGGAAAAUCAUCAACACCGGGUUCGAUACAAGCGUCUCACCUGAUGAAGUAAUAUCUUUAUUCCCUUCACUUACCUUUGCAUUUCCGCAUCUGAAUAAGGUUGUUAUGAAGGGCGAAUCUGAAAAGGUAUCGAUGCACCUAGCCUUUUGGGAUCUUGUCUACCAGUUCCGUGCGCCGAUAAAGCACUUGGUUUAUUAUCUGGCCGGCAGGCGAAAUAUUCCAGAAUUGCUGGAGCAAAUCAUCAAAAAAUGUAUGAGUUCUUGCUCAGAAACUCUAGAAACCCUUUUACUUUUGUGUUGGGCUGAGAUGUGUGACCCUUUAAUAAUUCCAAAUGCACUGGGUAUUUGUACCCACCUACAGAGUCUUAAUUUAGAGGUACGCCGAAGCUCUAUUGCACUGGAUGUUAUCCUCGAUAAUUGCAGUCUCCUCAAGAAACUUAAAUUGACCAGCCAAAGGGUUAGCAUACAGCCAGAUGCCUCCAACAGCCCAAAGUUACAUGGCUUACGAUUCUUGGAACUCAGGAUGGCGACCAUCAAAUCGACUCUGUUUCAAUAUAUCUCAUCCCGAUGUAGAAGCCUAAACUACAUGCGCCUGGCUAGUAUAAAUAUAUUUGGACCCCUUUUGCCGAAAACCGGAAGUCUGAACCUGGAUAUGCCACAUACGUGUUUUGAAAGAUUGGAACUCAACUGUGUGGUAUUUUGCGCCUCACACGAUGACUGGAGUAUAGAAAUGCCCAUCAAUUUCAUGGCACUUUCCCAGACGAAUUCAACCCCUUGUGAUAAAAACACCCCCUCACAAUUGGUAUGGUUUCAUCUCCACCGACCGUCGCGAUGUGGCCAUCAGAGAGAUCAGAUCCGGAUACUUAAGAAAGCCGAAGCAAAAUACUCUAGAAAAUACUUUCGUGCGUUUGAACGCAAGACCGUAAAGAACCCUGACAGUCAAAAUGGAGUUCGGCGGUCUUAUCAUGGACAGGUUCUCAAACACUUGUGGAAAAAGGAUCUUCCUCUAGGAUAUGCAAGAUUAAACUGUAAAUAUUCAAGGAACUUUGUAGUUGACACCAAGGAAUCACAGAAACGCAAUAAAUUCCUAAACCAUCAUUUCUGCUUUAAUGUUUGCUUCUCACGCUGUGUACCCAUCUAUUUGGAUUUGAUUACGAUAACACAUUCAUUUUGUGGUCUGUCCUCCCAUGAAGCUGAUAUUCUUAAAACUUUGUCGACAAACUGUGAAAAAAUAUUUGUCAUUUCUAUCUUCAUCAUGUCAGCAUCUACAUUGCCAUUCGAAAUCCUUGUCCACAUUGCAAGUUUCCUUUCAACCAAUGACAAGCUUACAUGCAUUCUUACCUGUAAAGCAUGGGAACCAGCAUUCCAAGAGACCCUGUGGAACACAGUUGAUAUCCGACACAAAGGGAAACUAAACGUUAUUCAUGGCGUACUUGUCUCCAAGGGGGACUCUGUCCAUAGCCAAGGCACAUACGUGCGGGUCCUGGUUUUUGCUUUGGGGCUCAAAGUGAGCAGCGAACAGCUACGUACCUUUCAGAGACACUGUCAGAAAAUACAGCACCUUAUUAUUCGAGAAGGGGGCCUGAGCAAGGAUUAUUUCUUAAAGAAACCUGACUGGGAAUUGUGGGGAGCUCUAACGCGUCUUGAAAUAUGCCUUUCAGGGCUCAACUUGGUGAACGAACCGAGAGAACUUAUUUACAUCAUAUCUCACCUACCUCGUCUCAGGAGGCUGGAUUAUGUCGACGCAAUGAUGGGGCCAAGACCGCUUUAUAAACUACAGGAUUUUGAGGCAUUACACAAUCACCUACCACAGCUGGAGUAUCUGUCGAUGGCCGUGUGGCUUGAUGUUGUACCGACAGAAGAUCUGACUAUUAUUAAAGGUGCCACUCCAGCCAAUGCCUUGACUACCCUAAAACUUUAUGUGGACAAUAUGGAUCUAUGGUGGAUGUAUUAUAUGGCUCAAAAAUACUCCAAUAUUAUCACAUUGGAGAUGAAAAUUGAUACAGAAUUACGUAGACCAAACAGCUUCCGUGAGGACGAAACAUCAAAGCUCUUAGAUCUUUCCGAUGUGUUUCCGCGCCUCGAGAACACCCUUAUUGCAUGCAGACCAAACACAGAGUGGUCACAGCUUACUCUAUGGGAUCUAUUUCGUCGGUUUGAUACACCACUAAAAAACCUAAAGUAUGACCUCCACUCCUGCUAUGACAUGUCUGGAUCGCUAGAGAGAACCGUUUCAGGAAGUAUCCAAUCUUGCUCAAGGACACUUGAAUCAUUUCAUAUUUCCAGCUAUGUUGAUUUUUCUGACCGCUGCAAGGUUCCAAGAGCUCUCAGCUUCUGUCCUAAUCUGGUAGAUCUGCAGAUAACUUCUUACAUCACUAUUGUUGCACUGGAUAUAUUUCUGGAUCAUUGUGCAGUUCUGAAGAACCUAACCCUCAGUGUCAGCAUGCUUUCCGUAAUAGCAUCGCCAUUCCAUGACUCUACCCCACACGGACUAGAGUCUCUCAAGAUUAGCAGAGCGACCACCAACGGAUGCAUACUGCGUUAUACUUCACUCCGUUGCAAAAAUCUAAAAUACAUGUACUUGAUCGACGUGAACUUUUUUGGAAUUAUUAACCAAGAGACAGGAAGUCUCUGCAUUGACAUGUGUGACACUCGGUUCAAGUACCUCGAGCUUGUUCGGGUCUCUUUUUACUCUUCCAGUGGCGAUAGGGAGAAUUCUCUCAAGUUCUUGUGUAUUUCAUGGCCAAAUUACUCACUGAUAUCGGAUACUAUGCUUCAGGGAAACAAUGACAGCUCAUUAUGGUUUCACAUGUACAGCAGCCUAGCAGACACAGGGCCGCAUAAUAACGGAUUGAUGGUCUUGAGCGAAGAGGAAAUCAGGCUUUCCGAAAAAUACUUUUCUAACUUUAGGCUUAACAGUGCAAAUGUUUUUGGAAACCAAGAGGAAGAUCGGUUCUAUAGAGUCAAGUCGACGUGGAACAACUGGAUAGAUUGGAGGAAAUCUCUUUCGCUUGGGUAUGCCACAAUAAGAUGUGCUUCUGUGGAAAAAUACCACAUUACUUAUGAGUCUUAA
Phycomyces blakesleeanus NRRL 1555(-) is the source of this 3807-nucleotide messenger RNA. RefSeq lists its product as hypothetical. The record is from RefSeq and is a predicted model, not a curated record. The coding region runs from base 1 to 3807 and encodes 1268 amino acids. Lineage: Eukaryota; Fungi; Mucoromycota; Mucoromycetes; Mucorales; Phycomycetaceae. Gene Ontology annotation, molecular function: protein binding. The transcript is spliced from 3 exons.